Messenger RNA from Rhodamnia argentea, 3539 nucleotides. RefSeq names its product BTB/POZ domain-containing protein NPY5-like. The record is from RefSeq and is a predicted model, not a curated record. The coding region runs from base 1523 to 3415 and encodes 630 amino acids. NCBI's taxonomy places the organism in Eukaryota, Viridiplantae, Streptophyta, Magnoliopsida, Myrtales, Myrtaceae. The transcript is spliced from 6 exons. Gene Ontology annotation, molecular function: protein binding.
GGAGGGGAGAGAGAGAGCCAGAGGGGGGGAACACUUGGGGCUUUGGCUUUUUGUGAGCAGUGAAGUGCGUAGCUCCGGUGGCUGUCAAAAGGAGAGGAACAGCUCAUCUUUCCGAGAAGGAUACAGUGCUCUCUUUCGGCAAAAGGGAAAACACUGUUGGAGUUGCUGUGAUCAUUCUUGUUUUGAUUCUCUAUACCUGUUGGAGAGAGGAAGGGGGAAGAAAGAUAGAGACGAGGAGGAGAAGAGAGGCAAGUGCAGUUAGGGCAUCAGUUAGGUGGGUAUUAAGAGAUCCCUCCUCUGAUUUUCCUCCGCCUCUGUUCCUGAAACUCCAUUCUUAAUCAGUUUUUUGGACCAAAAAAAAAUCAGUUUAAGUGGUUCAAUGUGAAAUCCCCUGCUUUUUGCUGGAAAGUUUUGCAAUUUCUAACUGAUUGGUUUCCGGUCGGCGAGCUUCGUAGUCUUGGUCGUUGCUAUUUCUUGGUACUUUCUUCUUUUGGAGCUGGAUUUUGCAUGAUCUCUCUCAUUCGUUGCGCAAAAUUGGCGCGUUGGUGACGUUUUUGGUGUUGGGUUUUUCGAGCUGAGCAUGUUCUUAAUUGGGUAUUUUCAGAACGUGGGGAGUGUUUUUUUGGGUGGAUUCGCGGGUUGUGGUCCGAAGUCCCGGUCCUUGAUUUGCUCUCACCUUCACCACUAACUUGAAACAAUCUUGUUGGAAUUGAUGCCCUCUUGGUCGUGGUUAUCCUGAUAGAUUCUCUUGAAAAUUGAUGCCUGUUGUCUAAUGCAUUGGAGGUUUUGCUCAACUCGUCAUCAAUACUAAAAGGUUUUGCUCCUGUCUUUGCAGGAGCUGUUGCAGUUUCAAGAAACCCAAUGGGGGAAGCAAGAUCUGUGAAUUGAAAGUGGAGUCUGUUCUGGGUUUUUGGCUUUUUUUACCUCUCAAAGCUCGAAUCCGGAGUUAUUUGUCUGUAUGAGAGUCUUUGGGAGGAUAAAACAGACAGGAUUAGAGACAGACAGACAAAUGACAUAGGUGUUGGUGGUGUCAGGUUGUGUGCAAGUGGGGUGUUUCACAUUCACAGUGUUGGCUUUGAGAAUUUAUUAAACCAACCUUGAGGAUGCGUUGGCUGUGUCUCCUUUGCUGACCCUUUUUGACCGGGGACUGUGCUCUGUGUUGCUAAUUUAGGGGGCAAGUUCUUUUUUUGGGUCUGUUGCCAUUCAAGUGAAGUUGAAUUUAUAAUUCCCUUUCACACUCCUCCUCCUCUUGUGUGGCCUUGGUUAGUGAGAAAGAUUCGGUCAUACCAAGAAAUAUACAUCCACUUUCGCCAAAAUUUCUCUUCUUUCAUUCUCACUCAUCUUGAAUUGCACCACGAAUUUUAGCAGCCAAAAGUUCACACCCUACAUCGGGAGUUUAUGUACUUUUCUCCCCUGGAGAGAGAGAUUUGCAGUCAGUGGUGGCCGGAAUUUAUGCGUCGCAGGAAGCUCUGAAUCGGUUUUCGGAGGAUAAAUCGGAGAACUAGAUCUUUCGUUUGGCAAGAUGAAGUUUAUGAAACUUGGAUCCAAGCCGGAUUCGUUUCAGGGUGACGGGGAAAAUAUAAGGUAUGUUGCAACCGAGCUGGCAACUGAUAUUGUGAUCAGCAUUGGGGACAUCAAAUUUUAUCUGCACAAGUUUCCUCUUUUGUCAAAGAGCGCGCGGUUGCAGAAGUUGGUCGGAAGUGCAAAUGAUGAUAACAGUGAUGAAAUCCAGGUUGGAGAUAUUCCAGGUGGACCUGCCGCAUUUGAAAUAUGUGUCAAGUUUUGUUACGGGAUGACGGUCACUCUCAAUGCGUACAAUGUAGUUGCGGCUCGUUGUGCGGCGGAGUACCUUGAGAUGUAUGAGACUAUUGAAAAGGGGAAUCUCAUCUACAAAAUCGAGGUUUUCCUUAACUCGAGCAUUUACCGCAGCUGGAAAGACUCGAUCAUUGUUCUCCAAACCACAAAAUCCCUUCGUCCAUGGUCCGAGGAGCUUAAGGUGGUCAGCCGCUGCCUUGACUCGAUCUCUUCCAAGGCUUCGAUGGACACUUCCAAGGUGGAUUGGUCUUACACUUACAACAGGAAGAAACUCCCUUCCGAAAACGGCAGCGAAUCCCACUGGAACGGGGUAAGGAAACAGCAGGCGGUCCCAAAGGACUGGUGGGUUGAAGAUUUGUGCGAGCUCCAGAUAGACUUGUAUAAGCGGGUGAUAACGACGAUCAAGGCAAAAGGUAUGAUUUCCAGUGAAGUGAUGGGAGAAGCGUUGAGUGCAUAUGCACUAAGACGGUUGCCCGGUUUCGCCAAGGGUGUGAUCCAAACUAAUGACAUGGCGAAGCAUCGAUCUUUGGUGGAGACUAUUCUCUGGCUGCUUCCCUUGGAGGAGGGAAGCGUUUCGUGUAGCUUCUUGCUUAGGUUGCUGAGAGCAGUAAUUUUGUUGGAAUGUGGAGAAACGGAGAAGAACGAACUGAGAAGGAGAAUCGGCCAGCAGCUCGAUGAAGCUGUGGUGCCUGACCUUCUGUUCCGGGCCCCUGAUGGCGAAGAGAUGCUCUAUGAUGUAGAUACCGUGCAAAGUCUAGUCGAGGAGUUUGUGAUGCAUAAUUGGUGUGCUCAGGCUGAUCCCUCUGUUGAAAGUGAAUUCCAUGAAUUCAAAAUGCCCCAUCAACGAGGAUCGGAAGCCAUGGCAAGGGUGGCGAGGCUGGUAGAUGGCUACCUUGCUGAGAUUGCACGGGACCCGAAUUUGCCGGUGCUGAGAUUUGUGGGUCUUGCCAAUCUGGUCUCAGGUUUCCCGAGAGCAACUCAUGAUGGGAUUUACCGUGCCAUCGACAUGUACCUGAAGGAACACCCGGACGUCAGCAAGAGCGAGAGGAAGAAAGUCUGCAAGAUAAUGGACUGCAGCAAGCUGUCCGCCGAUGCCUGCAUGCACGCGGUGCAGAACGAGCGGCUUCCACUGCGUGUGGUGGUGCAAGUCCUCUUCUUCGAGCAGAUGCGGACCACCACCACCACCACCACCUCCUCCGGCAGCACCACGCCCGCCCUUCCGGGCCCCAUCGCCGCGCUGCUCCCAGGCGGGUCCCACGGGAGCUCGAGGUCGGCCACCACCAACACCGAGGAGGACUGGGAUGGCGUCCCGACCGCGGAGGAGAUCAAGGCCUUGAAAGGCGAGCUCGCCGCUCUGAGGCUGGGAGAGAAGAGCAACGGCGGCGGCGGGAACUGUGACGGCCUCAAGAACAGCAGCAAUGCCGCCGAGAAGGCCAAGAUGAAGGGCCUGGUCGUCUCGAAGAUCUUCUCGAAGCUGUGGUCGAGCAAGGAGAGGCAGGGGGAGAUCAGCAGCUCGGACACGUCGGAGAGCCCCGGCUCGGGGAACGCGGGGGACGCCAAGUCCACGCCGUCGAGGAGUAGGAGGCAUUCGGUGUCGUAGGUUGAUGUGUAGAGAGAGAGAGAGAGGGGGAAGAGAGUAGAGUUUUUUUUUUUGUCCAAGUACAAAAGAGAGAGAGAGAGAGAGAGAGAGAGAGAGAGAGAGAGAGAGAGAGGCGUUGAGAAUG